This is a messenger RNA of Vanessa atalanta (red admiral), 5890 nucleotides long. RefSeq names its product leucine-rich repeat-containing protein 40-like. Lineage: Eukaryota; Metazoa; Arthropoda; Insecta; Lepidoptera; Nymphalidae. The record is from RefSeq and is a predicted model, not a curated record. Gene Ontology annotation, molecular function: protein binding. The transcript is spliced from 11 exons. The coding region runs from base 132 to 1943 and encodes 603 amino acids.
UAUGUAGUUUAAGUUUGUAUUUGUAAUUAAUUUAUAUCAAAACCUCAAUGUGGCUUUCGUAGUUCGUAUAUAUUGCAAUGAUAUUUUAACUUCAUUUAAAAUUUCCAUACAUUGUGUAGUAAUAUAUUAAAAUGUCUCGUCGACAUACAACACCGACUAAAUCGAGAGUAAAAAUUUGCAAUAAAUCUGUUUUUCACCUUCAAGAUAAAAAGGCAGAUGAAAGUGAGCUAUCUAUUGGUUUGAUUAAAUCGGCUAAACGUACAGGACAGUUGAGUUUAUGUAAUAGAGGACUUGGGACAGUACCAGAUAAUGUCUGGAAAAUUAAUGAAUUGGUAUUGGAUGACACCAAAGAGGUAGACUUCACACGAAGCGAUCUAAACAAUUGGUGGAAUGCAGAGCCCCUAAAGAUGCUUGAUCUCAGCUCUAAUGUUAUUAAAAAACUAUCUCCAGACAUAAAAUUGUUGCAGGAACUUGUUACAUUGAAGCUUCAUGACAAUGCAUUGACUGAGCUUCCGGCUGAAUUUGGUGAACUUAGCAACUUAUCAAACUUGAGCUUAGAUCAUAAUAAACUAGAAGUGUUGCCAAUAGAGUUCUAUAAACUAUGUGAGCUGAGAUGGCUAAGCAUUUCCCAUAAUAUGCUCCAGAAAAUUGAGCCAGACUUUGGAGAUUUAGUAAUGUUAACAUUUUUGGACUUAUCACAUAACAAAUUGACAGUAUUACCGCCUGGAAUGGGAUAUUUAGUGCGCUUGAUGGAACUCAACUUAUGUCAUAACCAACUGUUAGAGCUACCUCCUGAUAUAGUUAAUCUCAGAGAUUUGAAAAAGCUGAAUGUUAACAAUAAUAGUUUGAAGAAAUUACCUCCACUGGGUGAAUUGAGGAAAAUGGAAAUAUUUGAUGCUAACCAUAAUGACCUUGAAGAGCUUCCAGAUUUUUAUGGAUGUACAGCUUUAAAAGAAAUAUAUUUAGCUAAUAAUUUUAUAAAGGAAAUUACUGAAGAAUUCUGUGAUCAAAUGCAACAUUUAAAUGUGUUAAAUGUAAGAGACAAUAAAUUGGAAGUAUUACCUGAAAAUAUAUCACUUCUGAAAAAGCUUAAAAGAUUUGAUCUUUCAAAUAAUAACUUAAACAAGUUACCGAGAAACCUAGGUCUGCUCUCCCAGCUUCAGAGCAUAAGUAUGGAGGGUAACAAGCUGUCGUGCGUGCGACAGGAUAUUAUCAAGGGGGGCACUGAUAGGAUGAUGAAAUAUCUACGGGACCGAAUGACUGACGAAGUUGUAAAGGAAACCAGGGUCAAUGAAGCUAACUGGCCCGACAAAUACACUAUGAAAAAAAGUCAAGCAUUAAUGUUGCCUUCAAAAGAGCUGACAGCAAUACCAGAAGACGUUUUUAUCGCAGCAGCCGAUGCUGAAAUUCACAUAGUUGAUAUAUCCAGGAACAGAUUCACAACCGUGCCCUUUGGGGUUCACCAUGUACGAGAAACACUGACGCAGUUGAUAUUAUCUUCAAACAGCAUCGAGAGCGUUCCAACCGAAAUAAGCGCUUGUAAACAUUUGCAAUACCUGGAUUUGGGUAAAAACUGUCUAAUCGACUUACCCAUCGAAAUAGGGCACUUGAAGAAUUUAAGGGAACUAGUCAUAUCUAACAAUAAGUUCACGAAGAUCCCGAGAUGCGUGUACGACCUGGACAACCUGGAGAUCCUCCUGGCGGCCGACAACCGCAUCGAGGAGAUCAACGUGUCGUCGGACGCGCUGGCGCGCCUGCCGCGCCUCGCCGCGCUCGACCUGCGCAACAACGACAUCCGCGCCGUGCCGCCCGAGCUCGGCACCUUCACGCACCUGCGAUCGUUGGAGCUGAUGGGCAAUUGUUUCCGUCAGCCUCGACACGCAAUACUCGCUAAAGGUACAGCCUCCAUUCUCUCGUAUCUCAGGGACCGAAUACCUACUUAGUGACUACGUUGUAACAAAAGGCUGACCGAUUUGUUUGUUACUAGCGCCACGGAAUAUAAUGUCAGUGUGUAAGACGACACUUCUUCUAAACGAAUAUAUAAAUGCGAAAAUAGCUUUUUUCUGUCUGUUACGUCACACGACUAAACAAAUCUGAUUGGAUUGAAUCCAUACCUGAUUAAGUUCAUGUGUCUUAAAGUUAGGGGUAAAUCCCCGAAAAAAAAUAUCACAGAGAGAUUCGCCACGAAUACCUAAAUUGGGUUUCUGUCACACUGUUAAUGUUUUGUCAUUUGCUGUGAGCUCUUGCACUGCUAACUGUGUAUAUUAAUAUAAUAUGAUCAAACAAUAUACAAGAUUGGGACAUUAAAAAAAAAAUCCGUAUUGUAAAUCUGUCUGUACAAAUAAAUACGGUGCUGGGAAAAAUCGAAUAUUUAUAACCAUUACCAUAAACAAAUAGUUAUAUUAAAGAUAUUCGAUAAUAUUGUUAUCUAUACAAUGAGUUAAUAAUAAAUCAUCCGUCCAUUUUUAAUUUACACUUAACUUUUUUUUUAAUUUGCGUGUCUUUCAAUUGUAGACAAAAGAAGUUACAUCAUCUAGCUCAACGGCUUAAGAAUGUAAAAGAACGAUGGAUUCGGUUUUUUAUUCUUCAACUCAUUCUUCGCAGAUAUUUUUUUUGAAGAAGUUAAAAAAAUAAUAUUAGUUUUGAUAUUCAUUUGAAAACAGGUGUGGCCAGCCACAUCAUGUUUAUUUUUUUGGUAAAAAAUAUCAAACCUCAUUUUACAGCAUAUUCUCUGCUGAAGAUUAAAAAAAAGAACGAAAGUUGUCAUGUAUAAAUAAAUAUUAGCUCUAAAAACAAGUAACGUGGACCUUAUCUACGGCGGUUCUAAUCACAAUCGUAAAUUUAAUAUUAUAGUAGAAUAAUGAUAUAGUCUUCCAUUUAUCGAAUCAAAUCAGCUCCUUUUAAGUUUCAGGAAGUUAAAUACAUUUUUAUCAAUACGAUAUUAUAUUGACUUAAUUUGUUGUUAAAAUCUAGGGAGACAUUGAUACUAUGCGUAGGCAAAACGAAUCGUAUAUUGUGUUUUAACUUUUAAAUGAAAAUUAGCGAUACCUGUUUUUUAUAUUCUAAUUUAUAAAUGUUAAGUGAGCUAUUUGUUUUUUUUAUUAUAAACUGAUCAUUCUGAUAUUUAGCCUACGCGUUGAUGGGGAUACAUAAACAGACAGAGUUCCUAAGGACCCCCUUACGCGCGAGUAUAACCGCGGGCAGUUUGCCUCUAAUAAUAUUCCAAUUUCAAAUUCAUGCUACUAUUACUUACAGAUCGUUUUUUAUUGAGACGUUUAUGGAUUACGCCUCGUAAAUAAUUCUACGAUCCGGAAUCGCAACACUGGCAUUAUGUAUCGCGACGUAAAAUUCAAAAACGAUAAAAUGGAAAUUUUAAUUCAGCCUUUUGAUCAUAAGUGCAUAUCUAUGAGAAUUUUAUUAUUAUUCUAUGUAAUCAAUCGCAAUCAAAGUAUUUUUGCUUUAAAUUUUUUUUUGAAGAUCAUCUUAAACAUUAAAGUUAAAAAAGAACUUUGAAACAGAAAUCUUCAAGCAAAUUCGUAAUCUAUGGUUGUAAACUUGAGAAAAAAUCUUUACCAAUUUCAAAUAAAUAAAUAUUAUUUCACGUAUUUAUAAGACUUACGUGAAAUAAUAUAUCAAAAAUACAAAGUGUAAUGAGAUAAAAAAACCCGAAUUAACUUAUGUUUAUAAUAAUAUUACGAGUUUAAAGUUUGUAUAUGGUAUUAGUGGCGUCAUGUAAAGCUCAAUGAGGGCUAUCGUUUGGUCUCACCAGUUGGCGUUAAAACUAUUCUAUACGUUUCGGAAACUAUAUAUCAAAAUAUAUAGUUUCCGAAACGACGAAAAGACGAAACAAGUAAUAAAUAACAAUUACAAGUAAGGAGUAAAAAUAUAUCUCUGAACGUUGAAACAAUAAACAUUUGACAUUUCUAAAGACCUUACUACACUAGCGCUUCUCGCGGCGAAUUCAAGCGCGAUAGCCCUCAUUGUAUCGUGUCUAAUUAUUUUGUAGACAGCGAAGAUGACUAUUGCCUACAUUAUAUUGUAUCUGAUUGUGUGUGAUAAUAAUAUAAUAGUCAGCUAUUAAAGUCUUACGUGUGAUUCAUAUUUCAAAUUUCAAAAAAUUGUCAUUUACAAUAUUUCAUGUCGUCAAAUGUCAUUAUUGUGAUCAAAAUUUGUAUUUGAUGAUGAAUUAUAAUCGAGGUGGCUCAAUUAUACAGAUAGUUUUAUCAAAUAGGUAACCAAAAGUAUUUUCUAAAAAUCUAAAUUAAAUGUAUUCUUAGUUUAAAGCCCGGUUACUGUAUUCGAAGAAUACAAUAAUUCAUUUUGCUUAAUCAUAGUUGAAUUGUCUAAUUAAUCUGUAGCCGGCUGACACAACUGAAAGCCAAUAAAAAAAUAAUUGUCCAAGUGACGUUUAUAGUUAUUUUAUGGAAACAUUUAUUUUAACUGUCAUUUAGUAAACACUUUAAAAUUUGACCGAUUAAUCUCUCUGAUAUUAGCAGAAUGAUUUGAUCUAUUCUUCUAUCCAUGAGUAGCAAGCCGAUAGUAGCUUCCAAAUUCCGCCCCGUAGAUAUUUCUACUACCCGUAAGCAAAAUAAAUCGUAUUUCGAAUAUAGUAACCGGCAAAUAAACUAAAAUACUUAGUGUUAUCGAUGUUGCCAUACUGCGAUCAACAUCAGCCAGCUGAGCCAAAGCUAGAUUAGCCAAAUCUUUUGAUUAUUUUUUUUUGUACCUGAUUACCACCGCUGAUAUUUUGUUGCUGUUAAUUGAAAUGUUAUUAUUUUUGUUAUUUAUUAUUUAAUAAGAUUUAUUAUUGCACGGAAAUGUUGUUACUAACAAAAAAAAUAUCUAAAAAUUUUUGUCAUUAUGAAACUUGUCGAGAAAAUUGUAAACUUAAUAUGCAAUUAUUCUAUAGAUAAUUAUGCAGCUAAAUGCCAAAUAUUGCAUAUUAUAAAAAGUGUAUUUAAUCUCUUUCUUGUGUUUAAGACCGUACCAUGACAGAUCUCUGAUUUUGAAUAAAAUCUAAAGAGUUAUAUUAGAAAUACUCGUGCGAUUUUUCCAAUCAUACUAGUACUACAAAGACAACUUGCAAAGAGAUUAAUUUAAAGUUGAUAUCGUCUGAUAUACUUACGUACAUAUUUCACACAUAAAUAUCUGUCUAAAAAAAAAACUAUUUUAUGUCGGGAUCCCAAAACCAUCGGUUUGGCAGUUUUACAAAUAAUAUUUUUGAAUAAAGAUACACUAUUACAUUUAUGUAGAAUUUGAGCAACAAUGCGGAUAAGUUAUAACUUUAAUUAUAUGAUCAAGAAAACGUUUUGUAGAUUACGUUUACGAUCAUGGUACGGUUUUUUUAUUGGAUCGAGAACGUUAUUUUUUGAAAACUUUUACUCGUAUUGUAAAUUAAAUUUCGCUAUAAUAUACAGAUAAUGACUAACUAUGUCUUGUUCUGAAUGAUUAUUUUCUAUAUGAAAUAUCUGUAGCUAAUAUUUAAGUGAAGUACAAAAGUUUAAUUUGUUUUCUUUAAUUAAUUUAAAUGUAUGUAUUUAAAUGGUGUGCAAUGCUAAAAUUUAUAACAAUACUUGCUUGUAGAAUUAAGGGUUUUCCAACUUGUUCUAGGUAUGCUUUCUUGUAUGCAGUCUAUACUCACUAUCUGAGCUAAGCCUUAACAUUAUAUAUAUUUAUUUAACAUAUAUGUUAUAGACAAAGGACACAUGUCAUGUAUGUUCCUAGGUUUGAGAAACUCUUUUCGCGAAACCUCAAAAUAGAUUCUAAUGUUGGCUUUUUUUAUCUAAACUUGGUAGUUAAAUUUAUUUUGGUAAAUAACUGUUCGAUUUGUUGUUUACGUGUUUUAACAAGUACAUAGUUCUUCAAUCACCAAUAUAUAAGGUUAUAUGCA